GUAUUGGCUACCUGGCUUAGGAAAUAGAUGCACUUCGGAAGGCCGAUGGUUGGAUCCUGCCUGACGCUGGACUGCCGUGUCAACAGCACAACCUCAUUCGCGACGCCUGUUUGCACAACCCGAGCACCUUCCCAACAUGGCGUUUCAGAGGACGGAGGGCAUGUCCAUUAUCCAGGCCUUGGCUAUGACCGUAGCAGAGAUCCCCGUGUUCCUUUACACCACGUUUGGGCAGUCGGCCUUCUCCGCGCUGAGGAUCACUCCCGGCCUCCGGAAGGUGCUCUUUGCCACGGCUCUUGGGACGGUAGCUUUGGCCUUGACGGCCCACCAGUUGAAGCGGCGACGGCGGAAGAAACGAAUCACCCCAGAGAAGUCCAGCACCAAGCCUGUGGUGGUUCCGGUGCCCAUCUUGCCCACCCGCCGGGUCCCCUCGGUGAAAAAAGGUUAUUCCGGCCGUCGGCUGCAGAGUCCCGGGAGCAAGAGCAACGACACGCUGAGCGGGAUCUCCUCCCUGGAGCCCAGCAAGCAUUCCAGCUCUUCGCACAGCCUGGCCUCCAUGGCGGUUGUCAACUCCCCCAGCCCCACCCCAGCUCCUGCAGCCCCCUGGGAAGCCCCUUUGGGGGGAGAAGAUCCGGGCGCUGCUGGCGACUGCAGUGCGGAAAACCUUUAUUUUCAAGGCAUGGAGCUGUUUGAAGAGGCCCUGCAGAAGUGGGAGCAGGCCUUGACCGUCCGUCAGAGGGACCCCCCCAGCCUCUCGGCCUCUUGGGUCGUCCCCAGGGCGGAAGACCUGCUGCUGCCUGAAGACCUCUGUGAGCAGGAAUCUCAGAAAAAAGAAUUUGCAGACAAGCUGGAAUUGCUCCUGUAUCGGGCGUAUAACCUCCAGGAAGAGUUUGGAUCCUCUCUGUCGACCGACAACCUGUUGCUUGAUUUAGAGCAGACUCUGAUGUUCCCACUGACGGAGCAGUCUCUAAGGCGCCAGCAAGAUGAGGAGGCAGAUAGUGUGACCUCCGAGGAAUCCUUUUUCUCGGCCGCGGAGAUCUUUGACUCCCUGGAAAUUGAGAAGACGCCGUUCCAGCCUUCUAAGCCAGCUGUUGCCUACAAAGAAGCGUUGCGGCUGGUGAAGGAUGGGUUGGUUUUGUGCAGGACCUUUCGCACAGAGCUUUUGGGGUGCUACAGCGAUGAUGAUUUUCUGGCAAAGCUUCACUGCAUCAGGCAAGCUUUUCAGGAACUGCUGCUGGUGGAGAACAACCAGACAUUUUUUGGGGAGGUGGGCAAACGCAUGGUGAUGGGGCUGAUGACCAAGGCCGAGAAGAACACAAAGGGUUUCCUUGAAAGCUACAAGGAGAUGCUGCUCUACACGCUGAGACAGGAGACUUGGCCAACCACACAGAAGGAACUGGAAGGCCGAGGGGUGGUCUGCAUGAAUUUCUUUGAUGUUGCCUUGGACUUCAUCCUCAUGGAUGCUUUAGAAGACCUGGAGAAUCCGCCCUCCUCCGUUGUGGCCAUCCUGCGCAACCGUUGGCUCUCCGACAGCUUCAAGGAGACGGCUCUUGCGACCGCCUGCUGGUCAGUUCUGAAGGCGAAGAGGCGGCUUCUGAUGGUUCCGGAUGGUUUUAUAUCUCAUUUUUACUCCGUAUCGGAGCACGUCAGCCCCGUCCUGGCUUUUGGCUUCCUGGGGCCCAAACAGCAGCUUUUUGAAGUCUGCAGUUUUUUCAAGCAUCAGAUUAUGCAAUAUCUGAAGGACAUGUUUGACCUGGACAUUGUAAGGUACACAACGGUGUCCUUGUUAGCCGAAGACAUCCUUCAGCUGUCACGGCGUCGCAGUGACAUCCUGCUCGGCUACUUAGGCGUGGAGACCAUCCCAGAGGUCAAUGGGACUCUGGGAAAUGACAGUGUUUCCUUCGAUAGCGUCAACUAAGCUUGCUUGCUCGGAGAAGACCGUUUGGGGCUUAUAAAUGGGAUUUGUUUUCUCCUUUUUAAAGGCAACCGGCCUCCCUAUUUCGGAAGCCGAAGACCGAAGGCAGCAAAACAUUUUCUAUUUGAAUUGUCUAACUUAAAAGCAAUUUUGAGCAGUGGUU
Molecule: messenger RNA, 2075 nt
Organism: Protobothrops mucrosquamatus (brown spotted pit viper)
Lineage: Eukaryota; Metazoa; Chordata; Lepidosauria; Squamata; Viperidae
Gene: MIGA2
Product: mitoguardin 2
Exons: 16
Coding region: 137-1915 (592 amino acids)
Biological process (GO): mitochondrial fusion
Source: RefSeq, a predicted model, not a curated record